AUGAGCAAGAAAUCGGCGGGCUCAGACGUGGAAGCGUCAACGUCGAACUCGAGUAGUGCUUUGUAUGAUACGACUACUUCAAAAGGACAUCAUAGGCGAACAUCUUCACUAUGGGUGCCGCCAACAAGACCAAUCUUCUCAUCACCUACUCAGGUGAUCAAAGAGAAAGCCGAAAACGGUGGAAGAAUUCUAAAGGCACAUCCAGUGACUCGAUGGCUCUUCCCUAGUCAGCCGAUUCUUCCACAGCAACGACUUGUAGUCCCGAACAAUCAGAAAGAACCUCCUCCGCGAUACGAACAACCAAAUCGAAAAUACUGUGGCAACCGAAUAUCUACAACGAAGUACAGUGUACUCACAUUCAUUCCUAAAAACUUGUUCGAACAACUACAUCGAGCUGCAAACCUUUAUUUUAUCUUCAUUGUGAUCCUCAAUAUGAUUAUCGGUGCAUUUGGAAAGUACAUUUCUGUGAUGCCUAUUGCCUUUGUACUCGGCAUAACCGCUAUAAAAGAUGCCUUCGAAGACUAUCGCCGCUACAAAUCAGAUCAGAAAAUCAACCAUUCCACAUGUCGUGUGUGGGAUGCUAGUCAACAAAGGUAUCGAAAGCUCGAGUGGCAAAAUAUUUUAGUCGGUGAUUUUGUUCAUUUAUCUCAUGACGAAAUAAUUCCCGCGGAUAUUCUUCUGCUCCGAAGUAGUGACGUGAAUGGAGUUUGCUAUGUGGAAACAUGUAACCUCGACGGGGAAAGCAAUCUUAAACAGAGACAAGCAAUCCGAGCGAUGGGCAAAUAUCAUAACGCGAAUGUACCGUUAGAAUAUUCACCAGCUGAAUUCAAUUACAGAAUUGCCUGUGAACAACCAACAACCGAUGUCUAUAAAUUUGAAGGAAGAUUGGAAGCAAUGGAAGGUGGCCCACCAUUGGCUCGCGAGUUCACAAUUCUGGCAAAGGAAAAUGUUCUGUUGCGUGGUUGCGUGGUUAAGAACACAGAUUUUGUCGAGGGAAUUGUACUGUAUGCCGGAAAAGACACAAAAGCUAUGCUCAACAACAGCGGACCCAGAUAUAAACGAAGUUCACUAGAGAAGAUGACGAACAUAGAUAUUCUCUGGAGCGUGUGUACACUUCUUGCUCUUUGUGUGCUCGGAGCAGUUCUAUCUGGUGUCUGGCUCCGUAACUACUCAGCUCCAUAUACUGUUCCUUUUCUGGUUUUCAUCCCACCAAAUUCCACGUAUCACAACAACAACGACUCGCAAUAUAAAUAUAGUCCGUCAUAUGAGUCUUGGUUCAGCUUUUGGAGUUACAUAAUUGUCUUACAAGUCAUGAUCCCCAUUUCCUUGUACGUUUCAAUUGAGUUCAUCAAGAUAUUCCAAGUGUGGUUCAUGUCUCAGGACAGAAACAUGUAUUAUGAUAAAGUAGACAAAAGACUCCAAUGCAGAGCAUUGAACAUCACAGAGGAGCUGGGACAAAUUCAAUAUGUGAUGUCUGACAAAACGGGAACAUUAACAGAGAACCAGAUGGUGUUCAGAAGAUGCUCUGUCAACGGUAAUGAUUAUGGUGGUCGUCCAGUUCUCGAUGCAACUGAUUCCUCUCUCGAACUCGUCGCUUCUAACUUGCGGAGUAAUCAACCCACAGAAAAGAAACUACAGCUGGCAGCAUUGGCUGAAGCGGCUGCAAACACUGGUCGACUUCGUCCUUCCCGUGAUCCUACUCUAGAAUCGCACUUGGCUUCCAGUGUUCUGAAACAAGGGAGCGAUAUCGAUGAUCCCGUCUUUGCAUUCUUCCUGACGAUGGCUAUUUGUAACACUGUUGUCGUCAACGCCAAACCUCACGAAGAUUUGAUGGAUCCAGAUGGAGACAUUGUAAACAGUCGAUUUGCAACGGAGGAAGAUGCUCUAUCGCCAAAACGAGAAAGUAGUUCAGAGAGUAUCACGGGAAACAAGUAUCUUGCUGAUGUCGAAGAAGAGAGUUUAUCAUCAAAUGCUUCCACUCCAGUCGUUGCAGAAGAGAAGGUCGUCGACGAUGGUUUCGAAGAAAUUGAGCUGAUAGAAUUCCCAGAAGUUAAGGUUGAAGAUACACAACCAUCUGAUAAAGAUAUUGAAGUAAUCGAAAAGAAAGAUGACGAAAAAGAAGGAACCAACAAUUACAAUGGAGAACGGAAGGAAGGAAAAGGAUUUGGAAUACUUCAUCGACCAUCUAUUCUUUCCGUUCCAUUUGCCAAGUUGAAAGGAAUCAAAAGCCCGUUUCGCCGAUCUGUUGAUAAACGUUCCAGUUCAUCAGAGGUCAAUGCACCACCACCGCAUUCGUUUUACGAUUCUGAGUCACCAGACGAACUAGCCCUUGUGGAAGCUGCUAGAGAAUAUGGUGUUCGGUUGUUGAAGAGGCGGUUUGAUGAUGUCAUAGUAUAUUUACGUCACUCGACCAAAAGUGUGAAGUAUAAAGUAUUGCACACUCUUCCUUUCGAUGCUGAUCGGAAGCGUAUGUCGGUGAUUAUUCGAGAAGUUACAGGAAAAAAACGGAUAAUUGUUUUGACGAAAGGAGCAGAUGCAACUGUUCUGCCAGUAUUAAGCAAUGAAUUCUGUACAUCUACAAGAGGAGAAGAAGUUAUUUUCAAAGCCCAAGAACAUUUGACUCAAUACGCAAAAGAAGGUCUCAGAACAUUAUGCCUAUCGAUGAAAGUUUGGUCGGAAGAGGAAUAUGCGGAGUGGAAAGAAAAACACGAAGAAGCUGAACUUGAUAUGGUGGAUAAAGAUACUCUUCUUGUGGAGAGUACUCUUCGUGCUGAACAAGACUUGGAACUACUUGGAGUUACAGCAAUUGAAGACAGAUUGCAAGAUGGAGUACCAGAAUGCAUACAUUCUCUUCGAGAAGCUGGCAUCCGAGUUUGGGUUUUGACUGGAGAUAAAAUUGAGACAGCAGUGAACAUCGCAUACUCAUCAAGACUGUUCUCACCUUCUAUGGAUCUUCUCAAUAUAGGAGCAAAUGGAGUUAGAGCGAUUUCUGAUCUACUUGGAGAACAUUUGAAGAGAAUCGCAAGAGCACAAGAAGUAUCAGUCGAUGCUGUUGAUUCAUUUGGACUCGUUCUGAAUGCUGCCACGAUGAAUUAUUGUCUUGAUCCACACAACAUCGAUCGGUUUGUCAAACUUCUCCGUGGGUGUCGAUCGGUAUUAUGCUGUCGUGCAACCCCUCUUCAAAAAGCACAACUUGUGAAUCUGGCGAAGAACCAUCUAAAAGGAAAAGUACUUGCGAUUGGCGACGGAGCAAAUGAUGUCAGCAUGAUUCAAGGAGCUGAUGUAGGUGUCGGAUUAUCUGGACAAGAAGGAAUGCAAGCUGUGAUGUCUUCGGAUUUUGCUAUGGCUCGCUUCCGUUACUUGUCCAAUCUUCUAUUGAUUCAUGGACACUGGAAUUACUACCGUCUGGCACAGACUAUUCUUUAUUUCUUCUACAAAAACGCGAUGCUCGUAUUUGUCAUCUUCUGGUAUCAGAUAUUCAAUGGAUUCUCAGCUCAAGUUCCGAUCGAUCCUGUCUAUCUCAUGGUCUACAAUCUCAUAUUCACUUCGGUUCCACCACUUCUUUUUGGUUGUCUUGAUCAGGAUGCUAGUGCAGAGUUACUUCUAGACUGUCCCAAACUAUAUGAACAAGGUCGGCUCGGAAAACGGUAUAGGUGGUACUCGUUUUGGAUCAAUAUGCUGGAUGCUAUUUGGCAAAGUCUGGUUGUAUAUUUUAUAUGUUACUUUACAUAUCGUGGAAGUAAUGUAGAUAUGUGGACAUUUGGACAUCUUCUAGUCACUCAGCUGAUAAUUGUCAACACAUUUCAUCUGGCUCUGUUCGUUCAGUAUUGGACUUGGCCUAUGUUCUGGUCAAUGUUCCUUUCGGUGCUUUUAUUCUUCAUAUGUGCUCUUUUGUACAAUGGAUUUGUCACUGCGAACUGGACAUGGACUAACGUAAAAGAUCCACCAUCUAUGGUCUCUUUGAAAUCAUUCUCGAGCCUCGAGUUUUGGAUGGCUCUCGUGAUUUCCGUCAUUCUUUGUCUGACCCCACGAUAUGUGAUCACUGCUGUUGUUAAUACCGUUUCUCCAUCAACUACUCUUCGAACAAGGCUCGGCGCAGAAGACGGUAUUAAGAAGGCUGAAUCACGAUUCACGUCAUGUGCCGUUGGAUGUCUAUCAGCUCCAUUCAAGUGCGUGAGAUUAUGUUGUAAAAAGAAGGCGACAGCUCAACUCGAACAAGUUCAAUGA
Molecule: messenger RNA, 4227 nt
Organism: Caenorhabditis remanei
Lineage: Eukaryota; Metazoa; Nematoda; Chromadorea; Rhabditida; Rhabditidae
Exons: 13
Coding region: 1-4227 (1408 amino acids)
Biological process (GO): phospholipid translocation
Cellular component (GO): plasma membrane
Molecular function (GO): ATPase-coupled intramembrane lipid carrier activity; ATP hydrolysis activity; ATP binding
Source: RefSeq, a predicted model, not a curated record